Branchiostoma belcheri (Belcher's lancelet) is the source of this 1205-nucleotide messenger RNA. RefSeq lists its product as uncharacterized. The coding region runs from base 18 to 1025 and encodes 335 amino acids. Gene Ontology annotation, molecular function: chitin binding. Gene Ontology annotation, cellular component: extracellular region; external side of plasma membrane. Lineage: Eukaryota; Metazoa; Chordata; Leptocardii; Amphioxiformes; Branchiostomatidae. Gene Ontology annotation, biological process: positive regulation of T cell proliferation; cell surface receptor signaling pathway; immune response. The record is from RefSeq and is a predicted model, not a curated record. The transcript has 9 exons.
CAGCCUAACCUACAAGCAUGAAGCUGGUACUCGGCUUGCUAGUUCUUGCGGUCGGGGCGCGUGCCAUCACCAUAGUGACGGUCACGACCCCUGAACCCAAGGUCGAGGGUGUGGUGGGGGGGUCCGUCGAGCUGAAGUGCGAGUUUGACAUCAAGCCGAACUCCACACAGCCUCCUACCAUCGCCUGGUUCAAGGGCAACACCGACUUCCGUGGCGCAGAGAGGAUCUACACCGGGCACAAGGUGUGGGGGAACGAGAGCCACCGGCGCGAGGACAGCUUCGGCGACUACUUCGGCCGCGUGGAGGUGGCCGACCUGGACAAUCCUGCCAUUAAGAUCAUCGGACUCAGGACUACUGACUUUGCUCGGUACUGGUGCACCGUGGCGGAGUGGGGAGCGCACACGGAGUUCGGACUGGACGCCAAGUCCGUUCUGUUGACUCAACAUGGACAUCCCCAACCGUCCUUUGAAGUGACCGUGUCCGGCCAGAAGGAAGUGGCGGAAGGUGCUGACGUAGAGAUGACGUGUCACUGCGACGGCGCCGACUGCACCAACCCCGUAUACGACUGGUUCAAGGGUCCAGCCUUUGCCGGAAGUGACUGGGUGACCACCGGAAACUACACGCAGAUCGCGGCCAAGGUGGACCUGAGCCUGCUAGGGUCAGCGCCUCUGGUGGAAAUUGAGGACGGGUUCGGCCAGUUCAGCCUCACGCCCUCCAACUCUCUCUUGCUCACCGGGGCGCAGGUCAGCGACGCAGGAAGGUACUGGUGCAAGGUGACCAGCGGCGGGAACGUGGACAUCAAGGCGACCGUGCUCAAGGUCAAAGUUCCAGAGUUCACCUGUGCUGGUAAGGCUGACGGGUACUAUCCUGACCCUGAGGACUGCGCCAUGUACUACCAGUGUCUGACCGGGUUCCCGCAGCCGUUCCACCGCCCGUGCGGGUACGCCGGCAUGGUGUUCAACCCGGAGCAUCUGUACUGCGACUGGGCCUUCAACGUGGGGCCGCCCUGCGGGAGCAAGGUGUAGACCAACGGCCCUUCGCCACCGACGUCACAUAUGGCUGACAUCACCAACCACAGAGAAAACCAUGAAUCCAGUCAACGUUCAGAUCACUCUUUUGCUCAGCUCCUGCAGUAGUUGUAUUUAGAUAAACACGCUUUGCCUCAAUGACAACUGGUUUUGUGUGAUUCAAAUAAAUCUGAAAAA